Molecule: messenger RNA, 1703 nt
Organism: Zophobas morio
Lineage: Eukaryota; Metazoa; Arthropoda; Insecta; Coleoptera; Tenebrionidae
Exons: 12
Coding region: 978-1469 (163 amino acids)
Source: RefSeq, a predicted model, not a curated record
AUGAUAGUGGCGCGUGAAUUUCUUUAUAAUCGUCAAAACUUCCUGCCUGAAUUCCUUGCAUACCUCUUCCAGGUUAGCUGAUAUCAAUUCAUGGGGAGCCUUUCAUCUUCCUCGGGACCGUUCAUGGCCGUUUUAAGUUUAUUACCUCCUAAAAAUGAACGAUCAGUGAUGCUUCUUUCUUUCGGUUUUUCUUCAAUCUCGAUGAGAUCAUUUUUCCUUGAUAUGCCCUAAUUUGUAGAGGGUGUUUGUUACGAUUCUGGAGAUGGUACUGGAGAUGGUAAGGUUCUCUGACUAUAGUGAGCGCCCAAAGGUGAAAAUAGGAUUUAAGAAAGGACCGUAGAAAUAACCGAAAGUUAAAAAUUUGAAAUAGAAGCAAAAGUAACAUAAAGAGAAAAUAGGCACUUUAUACAAAGGAAAUAACAGAAUCAGCUCUCUCACCUUAAGCAUUGGCGCACAUAACUUAAUAAUAUCCAAUGGAAAUGAUGAUAGGGGUGCAUGCUGGAUUCAAAACAGUUUUUACCGUAAAGGUUACUGACUCUUAAUUAAUUUCAAAGAAAACGCUUGUAUAUAGGCAACAUCUCUACAGUGAAAGAAAGAACCCUUCCGAACCCUCUUAAUUGGAGGAAUAGAUUAAGCUGUUUCUGUAGUUUACUCAUUACAACAGUAGCAUGCCAGAGCAUUAUAUAUAUAUAAAUAAUGAAGCAAAGGGUUUUCUUUUCUUGUUUUACCGCUUGUAGAAUGCUUUGUUGUUGCACGCGUAUCGUCAACGAGCGAAAAACUCCGUAGAUGCUUGCAGAGAGAGCUAAUAACAACAAAAAAAAAUGUAUUUAUGCCUUUCUUGCACAUGUAAUUACUAUUUUCUGUCCAGAAAACUCAGUUUGCGCCAACUCCACAUGCUUUUACUGUUCUGGUGCACUCGUCCUCUUGCGCGUGCAAUACUUCACAGUAGAGAUAAGUUAUACCUGAUCCCUUGAGUAAUGAGCAGGGAGGAGUCGAACUGCCGGGAGCUUUGCUCAAGGUGGGCUCAGUAUAUUAAAUACUGGAAAUCUUUAAAUCAAACUUUAACUUGUGAAUUUAAUGAAAUAGUCAAUCUCCAUAAAGGAAAAAAUUUUGCUUCAGAGGCAUAUUUUUCUUUUUUAAACGGUUACGAAGCUGAAGUUUGUAAAGGCUCUAUUAUGGAAUUUUGUUAUUCGUCUUCUUCUAAGAAGUAUGCCUCAGUUAAUUCAAUUUUGAAUGAAAUGAAACUUCUUUUUAAAAAAAUAAACGAAAACUCUCACCAACUACAAAAUAUUACAAACGCUCUAUUAGUGAAGGGAAAACGGACUGUUGGAUUAGUGGAUAUAGGAGAAAUAGUGACAGCAUCACAGCAGCUCAUGGCGGCCUUGAGAAGCGAACUAACACUUAAACAUACAGUAGUUGAAGAAAUGCUAGAAGUUUUAAGCAACACAGCGCACCUCUACUUUACUUAAACUGCAUCACCGACGAACCAUAUUUAAACCAACCGUAUCUGUUAGUUUCUUUGAAAAUAUUAAAUGUAGCUGGGGGAAACACGGAGGACUAACACGAACUUCUUACCUGUCUUUCUUAGUUUCUUUUAUAUAUAACUAUUAAGUAACUAAGAUAACAAAAUCACAAAUUUUUAAGGAUGAGGGGAAUAUGAUUGGCAUUCACAUGGUCCUGGCAGGCUUUCGCUAAACGAGUAA